This is a messenger RNA of Pelobates cultripes (western spadefoot toad), 677 nucleotides long. The record is from the annotation of a GenBank genome assembly. Lineage: Eukaryota; Metazoa; Chordata; Amphibia; Anura; Pelobatidae.
AGAGAUCCCAAAUGCACCACGCACUGGCAACUGAACGAGACCCUGUUAGAUGACCCGAGAGUAAUGGACGACCUGCGACAGACAAUAGGCAACUUCACAGACAAUGACACAGGAGAGGUAUCCCACCAAUGGGUCUGGGAAGCGCACAAGGGAACCGCGAGGGGCACCCUAAUUAAAUGGGGAUCUAGACUUAAGAAAGAACGCACACAACACAUUAAUUCCCUUACUACGGAAAUACACCUCGCAGAAGCCCUGCAUAAACAAGACCCUACUGCCGAGAAUUUCCAGAAACUCACGGCCCUCCGAAUAGAAAUGCGAUCACUAUUAGCCCUUAAAGCACACAGAUCGGUCCAACUGACCAGGGGCUCCUUUUAUACCCAGGGUAAUAAAAGCGGGAAACUAUUGGCCCGAGCUCUAAAAGCUAAGCAUCAGAGGUCCUUUAUCGACAAAAUAACUGACAAAACAGUAAUGCCAUACCACAGACGACAUAGCUACAGCAUUUAGUACCUUCUAUGAAGACCUUUACAAUUUAGACACACCAAGUCAACAACCUAACAACCUGAGAGAAUAUAUCACCUCAAACCUUUCACACACUAUUCCCGACGACACAGCACUCACACUUGAUGAGCCAUUCUCUCCAGCAGAACUAUCACUAGCCAUUAAGACUCUACCAAAAG